Molecule: messenger RNA, 1322 nt
Organism: Drosophila willistoni
Lineage: Eukaryota; Metazoa; Arthropoda; Insecta; Diptera; Drosophilidae
Product: glycoprotein-N-acetylgalactosamine 3-beta-galactosyltransferase 1
Exons: 3
Coding region: 11-1189 (392 amino acids)
Cellular component (GO): membrane
Molecular function (GO): N-acetylgalactosaminide beta-1,3-galactosyltransferase activity
Source: RefSeq, a predicted model, not a curated record
UACGUUCGAUAUGCUACCUAGACCAUCACAUCACUUAAAUGAAGAACCUCCAUCAAAGAAUUCCGUGCUUAGCACUAUGAUAGUGGGAUUGAUUGCAGGAAUUUUCUUAGCUCAGAUUUUUGAGACACCUGAAAUUAAUACAUCGUUUAAUUUUUAUAAGAAAACGGAUGAAUUUCAGAACAGUUAUGAGUCUAAAAACUAUAGCUUCACUAUAGCCGACACAUUAAAGAGAGAAGUUCGAAUUCUCUGUUGGGUAUUGACCAAUCCAAAGAACCACAAAGAGAAAGCGCUUCAUGUGAAACGAACUUGGGGUAAAAGAUGUAACAUUCUAUUAUUUAUGAGCUCAGAGGAGGAUGCAGAACUUCCAACGGUGAAGCUAAAUGUGGCCGAAGGACAUGAGAAUCUGUGGUUAAAGGUUAAAGAGGCCUUCAAGUAUGUUUACAAGUAUCAUUAUAAUGACGCCGAUUGGUUCUUUAAGGCCGAUGACGAUACCUAUGCUGUGAUCGAGAAUCUUCGAUAUAUGCUGUACCCAUAUAAUCCUCAAACGCCGAUUUACUUUGGUUUCAAGUUUAAUCAUUAUCUUAAGCAGGGUUAUAUGUCCGGUGGAGCUGGUUAUGUCCUCAGCCGGGAAGCUCUUCGUCAGUUAGUUGAGAAGGGCAUUGGCAAUCCAAAAAUUUGCAAUUCUGGCAUUCCUGAACCUGAGGACUUUGAAAUUGGAAGUUGCAUGGAGCAUUUGAAUGUUACUGCUGGAGAUUCUCGAGAUUUUACAGGUCGUGGUCGUAUGUUUUCCUCUGAUCUGGAAUUUCAUUUAGUUCCACCUAAAUUUGAUACAACGUUUUGGUAUUGGUCCUUCAAAUAUUACAAAAAUGACGAUGGUCUUGACUGUUGCUCGGACUUGGCAAUCUCGUGGCAUUAUGUAGAUCCCUACCUCAUGUAUAUAAUGGACUAUUUAAUCUAUGAUUUAAAAAUCUAUGGAUUGCUGCAAACGCCUCAAGCUCUGCCUGCUAAACUAAAAGUCGGUGAAUUAUUGCCCGAACCCAUCAAUCAACCAGCGGACACUAAUGAGGAUUCCGUUGACGAUGAGGAUAGGUUUGAUAAUGCAACUAUGUAUAGGAAUGAUAGUAAUCUUAGCUCCAUAGAAUUAAAUAAUAGUAAGUGGGCGUUAAAAGCUCUGACACUUGCAGUUUAAAACGUUCAAGAAAUUUAUGAUAAAUUUCCUUAUACCUUUUGAUUUCUCCAUAUUUAGGGUCACCCCGUGUUCAGGGGUUACAUUUAAAUUUUUGUUUAUAAAUGAAUACAAGUAAAAAUCAACUUACAUCUAA